This is a messenger RNA of Papaver somniferum (opium poppy), 625 nucleotides long. RefSeq names its product histone H3.2. Gene Ontology annotation, molecular function: DNA binding; structural constituent of chromatin; protein heterodimerization activity. The record is from RefSeq and is a predicted model, not a curated record. NCBI's taxonomy places the organism in Eukaryota, Viridiplantae, Streptophyta, Magnoliopsida, Ranunculales, Papaveraceae. The transcript has a single exon. Bases 65 to 475 code for a protein of 136 amino acids. Gene Ontology annotation, cellular component: nucleosome.
CAAUCUCACAACUUUCUCUCUGAAACCCUAAUUACUCAGAUUUAUUCAACUUUCAUCUUCAGCAAUGGCUCGUACUAAGCAAACAGCAAGGAAAUCCACCGGAGGAAAAGCCCCAAGGAAGCAAUUAGCAACAAAAGCAGCCCGGAAAUCAGCACCAGCAACCGGAGGAGUGAAGAAACCUCACAGAUUCAGGCCAGGAACCGUCGCUCUUCGUGAGAUCAGGAAAUACCAGAAGAGUACUGAGUUGUUGAUUCGCAAGCUUCCAUUUCAGAGAUUAGUUCGUGAGAUUGCUCAAGAUUUCAAGACUGAUUUGAGGUUUCAGAGUUCAGCAGUUGCAGCUUUACAGGAAGCAGCAGAAGCUUAUCUUGUUGGUUUGUUUGAAGAUACUAAUCUCUGUGCUAUUCAUGCUAAAAGGGUUACUAUUAUGCCCAAAGAUAUUCAACUUGCUAGGAGAAUCAGAGGUGAACGUGCUUGAUUAAUAGGGGAUUUUGUUCAAUUACUCACUGUUCUUAUCUUUUGGGUAUUUCCGUGUAAAUGUGUCGCAGGUUUUAGAUCCAUGGGCUAAGUAGGUUCCAUCUAAUGGAAAAUCUUCACAGUUUUAUCCCUAAAUCUAUUUUGUUUUUCA